Molecule: messenger RNA, 449 nt
Organism: Symbiodinium necroappetens
Lineage: Eukaryota; Dinophyceae; Suessiales; Symbiodiniaceae
Source: the annotation of a GenBank genome assembly
AUGGUGCUUCAUUGGAAGGCACCAACCGAGUCGGGCUGCCACCUAAACCAGUCGAAGGUCCUGCUCUCCACAGACUACCUGGAAGACGGUGCCCCUGUCAAUGCCAGCGCACCCUCCAGCACCACCGUGGAGCUGUGGGGUGUACUCAGUGGCGAGUCCUGGACGCGAGGCCGCGACUUCUUCGGCAGGGGGGAGUCUGAGGGCGAGGAAUCGGUCUCCUUGAACGGCAGCGAGGAGGAUUUCGACGAAUCGAGAUGUGGAGACGACGACGAUGUGCAGGUGGAUGGUGACAGGUUCUGGCAAGAGAAGGAGCAGCUUCCGUUCGACGGUCUUUUGCUGACCAACGAACAUGUGGGCCAGAUGCUAGUCCAGGAAGUGGCGGUCGGUGGAAAUCAUUGCAUUCUGGUGACCGAUGCCGGCCAUGCCUUCGCCUACGGAAGCAACGGCAG